AUGUCUGGACUCGGAAAAGGUACGUAGAAUGUUAAAUUGUUGAUAGUAUUGGUAAGUUUAAAAGACGAUUUUUGGCUCGCUGCGUCAGCCCGUAAUGGACCCGGGACAUAGGAAAAGAUCGAUUUUGAGUUUCUUCCAUAAAAAUGACCGUCGACAUGUGCUAAGGAAAAACGAACAACAGUUUUUCUCAAUUCUGCCCGGAAGGCAUAAAUUUGCUUAAAUUUGUCUUUUUUGGAAUUUUCGACCUGGUGACGUCAUAGAAAGAGCAAAUCACCCAAAAUUUUGCUUGUAUACGUUUUCGACCAUUGGGAAUUCAUUUUUUUGAAAAUUAAGUCUCUCAGAUUACUGUAACAUAGGCAUAUUGUAAUCCGGUCGAUAAAAAUCGACCGUAACUCCUUCGUAUCAAAAAUCCCACAGGAUUUUAUUUCAGAUUCGGAAUCAGCAUAAAAUUUUGCAUAUUAUACACAUAAUGUGAGGUCAUAACUCCAGGGGGGGAGAUCGCGUAGUAUAUUGGAUUUUGGCAAAAAUUACGUUUGAAAGGUCGCGGGUUCGAUCCCCGCUUGGUGUAAAUAUUGAAAACACGGCGGAAAUCGCGUUUAAUGGACACCUAAGGGUCAUGUGAGAUACACUAAGCUGUUUUAAACAUUAAUGCAUAUCUAAUUGCGAUUAAAACUGAUUUUAUAUAAUUUUUGGAGACUGAAUAUGCAAAAAAUGAAAUUGCUUCAAACCGCUUGAAAUUGGCAACACUUAUUCUAGGGUCAAUUGUAAGAAACUUUUGUGUUAACUUUUUUUGGCAGAUCACCGUACCAUGGAUUACUGUAACAUUAAACCUGAUUUGGUUUUUCGUGUACCACAUGGUGCAUAGAAGUCGGAUUGUCGUCAUUGUGCUCAGAAUGGUUAAGAAAGAGUUUUCUUGUGUACAAAAAAAAUUUUAUGGCUGUACCGUUUGGAACGGCCGAGUUAUUUGACGCACUUUCACCAAUUUAUUAUGACAUCAAGACGCGUUGCAAUUAAGGGCGAAUUUUCUUUCAUACAUAGAAAGUGGAUCUUUUCGCUGUCUAAAGCCACUAAUUAAAACGAUUUAAUAUUUUAUGCAAGAAUUUUUAAGAAAAUUGCUGUUAAUCAGGACACGUUUAACGCUACAGUAAUCCAUGGUACGGUAAUCUACCAAAAAAAGUUAACGGAAAAGUUUCUUACAAUUGACCCUAGAAUAAGUGUUGUCAAUUUCAUGCGGUUUGAAGCAGUUUCAUUUUUUGCAUAUUCAGUCUCCAAAAAUUAUAUAAAAUCAGUUUUAAUGGCAAUUAGAUAUGCAUUAACGUUUAAAAUUGCUUUGUGUAUCUCACAUAACCCUUAGGUGUCGAUUAAACGCGAUUUCCGCCGUGUUUUUAAUAUUUGCAUCAAACGGGGAUCGAACCCGCGACCUUUCAAACGUAAUUUUUGCCAAAAUCCAAUAUACUACGCGAUCUCCCCCCUGGAGUUAUGCCCUCACAUUAUGUGUAUAAUAUGCAGAAUUUUAUGCUGAUUCCGAAUCUGAAAUAAAAUCCUGUGGGAUUUUUGAUACGAAGGAGUUACGGUCGAUUUUUAUCGACCGGAUUACAAUAUGCCUAUGUUACAGUAAUCUGAGAGAAUUAAUUUUCAAAAAAAUGAAUUCCCAAUGGUCGAAAAGGUAUACAAGCAAAAUUUUGGGUGAUUUGCUCUUUCUAUGACGUCACCAGGUCGAAAAUUCCAAAAAAGACAAAUUUAAGCAAAUUUAUGCCUUCCGGGCAGAAUUGAGAAAAACUGUUGUUCGCUUUUCCUUAGCACAUGUCGACGGUCAUUUUUAUGCAAAAAACCCAAAAUCGAUUUUUUCCUAUGUCCACCGCUGACGCAGUGAGCCAAAAAUCGUCUUUUAAGCCGAAAUAUCUCCGCGUCAUGUGCAGCGAGAUGUUUCAAUAGUUCAGGUGGAGGACAAGCAUAAUAAUGAUGCGGCUUACGAAGUAAAUGAAGUCCCUCUUCAUCGGCUUGAAAGAUGGUAAGUUCUUUUCUUCUGUUUUGCGUUGUUGAUUUAGGAAAUAUUCAACCACCACACCGUCUUCAUCAAUCCGAUUACAGAUGUGGUCUACUAAUGAGAAACACGUGAUCUUCUGGACCCCUCCUAUGCGCAAGACUGUUUGCUCCCGGCGACUAAACCCAAAUGUAAGGAGUACACCAAAUUCUGGAUAA
Molecule: messenger RNA, 2202 nt
Organism: Bursaphelenchus xylophilus (pine wood nematode)
Lineage: Eukaryota; Metazoa; Nematoda; Chromadorea; Rhabditida; Aphelenchoididae
Source: the annotation of a GenBank genome assembly